CUAUAAUGGUGAUUUUUAAUUGAAUUUUAUUUUGGUUCGCUCGUACCCAAGAUUAGAAGAAUAUGAACGCAUGUUACCAAAUAAAAUUAUUCUUUUGUCAAAGCCGCGUUGUCAUAUUUUGUCAUCCGUCAAAUCUCAAUUCUCAAAAGUAAAAAAACUAAAACAUUGUGUUUUAAAUUUUAAUGAAUAUCUAGAUUCUGAUAAUUGUGUUCCGAUAAGUAUUAAGUUAUAUAUAAAUUUUCGAAGAUGAUACGGCGAUCCAAACGAGGUGACGACGAAGAAGACAUUCUCCGAAUGCAAGAGGAAUUUCUAAAGGAGAAAAGUAAGAAUCAAAGCCUUCAACCUUCAGCACAGUUUGUUAAUUUGCGUCGUACUGAACACCAGACCACAAAACGGAGUAAUGCAGGUCCAUUUGGGGUUAGGAAGCCGUCGAAAUACGCACAAUCGAAAGGCCUUACGAAUAAUACAGAAAAACGUGCACGCAUCGAAGAUACCGGUGCAAGUGUGCUUGGUGAUAUUCUAGAAAAGAAUGUUACUGAUGCAACACCCAAUAAAGAGUCAGAAUAUGACGAUGAUAAAGUAUACUAUCCCAAACUCAUACCUUCAGUGUUAGGUGAUAUUCUAGAGAAAAAUAUUGAUGUGCCUGUUGAUUUAGAUUUCAGGCCCAUGCCAUCACAAGGUUUUCCUGUCGUUACUAAACGUGAUCCUUCUAUUAAACCUAAUAAAAAGAGCAUACACACACUCAGUAUUGAAAAAAGUAAACAGAAUAAAAUUGAAGAAAUGGAAACAGAUUUGAGUUGUUCUUCAAGUGCACUUAGUAAUCAAGGAUUAAAUCUUCCAAAUCAAAGCUAUAUACUAAAUAAUCAAGAUGCAGAUAGUAUUCAUAGUGAGAAUGUAAAUAUUCUAAACAAAAUGUCUGAAAAGGAAAUUUUAGAAGAAAGGGAGAAAUUAAUGGCCAGUUUGGAUCCCAAAAUUAUUGAAUUUAUAAGGAAGAAAAGGAAUAAGGAACCUUUAAAUGAUAAUAAAAUGUCUGAAACACCAGCUACAGAAGUAAAGAAAGAAGAGACAAUGGAAUGUAUGGAAAUGACAGAACCCAAAGUUGACAAUGAUAGUUUGUGGGAAAAUGAUGUACUCUCUCACCCACAUGUAGAAAAAUGGUUACACUUUGAUAGCUUGGAAAAAGACAAAUUAGAAUGGAUUAAAGGCAUAGAAGAAAGUAAGUUAAAAACAGAUGAACCAUAUGAAGCAAGGUUUGAUUUUAGAGGCUAUUUGUUGCCCUACACAAUAGAAUAUACUGAGAAAACAAAAACAUUAUUUCAUCAUGGUGAAGAGCCACAUAGACCAGGAUAUUCUAUAACUGAAUUGCUUGAACUAUCACGGUCUAGUAUAACACAACAAAGAGUGGUAGCCCUCAAUACCAUUGCUGGUAUUCUAGAAUAUUAUAAUGCAGGAAUCUAUAAAAAUGUAAUUGAAUUACCCCUAAGCAAAUUGUUCUUUGUCAUAAGAAUAGCCAUGGAUGAAAACAAAGUUAUCAUCUUGGAGCCAGCUUUAAAAGCAAUGAGGAAUUUACUUUUCAACAGAAUAGAUGAGGCAUCCUUGGAUGCUUUGAUCGGCUUCAGAGAAGGAACCUACCAACCAUGUCUAGAACAUGAUCGGUCAGAAAUAGAAGAAAUUGAAUCAAAAGAAUCAGAAUUAAAAGAUUUUCAUCUGGCUGAAAUAGAUAUAAUUGCUGCUGUGUUAAGAACAGAAAUUUUACAGAGAAUAUACUACAUAUUGGAGCAUAUUAAACCAUCAUUUAGUUGUGUACAAUAUUCAUUGCAAAUUUUGACAAGAUUAGCCAGAGAUUCUGUGGACACAGCAAGAAAAAUUGUGAAUAUGGAUCAUUUAAUGGAUGCAAUAUUUAAAUAUUUUGUACCAAGAACAAGUAUAAACUUUAUGUUUGAUCCAUCUAUAGUGUAUCAUGGAAAACCUAUACUUGCUGCACUAAAAUUAUUAAGGGUUCUUUCAUUAACAUCAAGAGAUGUUGGAGACAGACUUGUAUCAAAGUAUGAUAUAUGUUCAUUUAUGUCUGAAUAUGUCAGUUCAGGAGUAGAUGGGACAUAUGGACUCAAAGUUCAAAUAGAAGCUUAUUGUAUACUGUCCAAUUUACUUAAAUUUAAACUGGGCAUAGAAAAUGCUAUAUCAUUAUUUCCUGUUAUAAUCACAACAUUGUACAAACAUGUUCAAGGCACUAGUAUCUAUAUGAAUUCUUCAGUUUUAUCAGCUUCACAUGCUGCUGUAGUUUUACAGUUUAUUGAUGGCUUAAUAAGGUGUGGUGUAAAUUUGGAUUAUAAGGCACAGAUAUAUCCCCUACUGAAAGAAGGAAUGCAAAAAUGGCUCUCCCAAAUGUCUCAUUUAGACAACUAUACUUGUGGCCAUUUGAGAUUAAUAUGCUCCAUUUUGAACUGUUUUGAGACUGUUAUCAUUCAUGAAAAUAUUACCAUUCAAAUAUUGAAUGAUACACUUUUAAAAUUAAGCAAAUCUGAAGGCUUUAAGAUUAUGAUAAACAAUUUGAUCACAAGUUCUAACUUAUUAUCUGGAAUUGAAGAUAAAGAUAUACAUUUGACUAAGAAUUUAACAUCUUUGGGCACAUCUGUGAUUGAUUCGCAUCAAAAAGUACUUCCCAUAUUGAAUGUGGCAUCUCCAAUACCUUGUUUAUCAUCAUUAUUUAAAUUAUUAGUUGUGAUAAAUGAUAAGCAAGUAUCUAUAUUAUUUUUGGAGCAUACUCUACCUUAUUUAAGAAAACUGUCAGAAAAAGCACCAAGUUUAAUAAACAAUUGGUUCACAAGGAUGGAAACAGAUUUUGUGUUUAGUUUGGUUACUCUUGCAAUACAGACAGACAUUCCUGAAUCUCUUAAGGACUUGGUCUAUUCUGUAGCUAGCAAAUUGUGCUACAUAUUAAGAAUAGAUAAGAGAUAUGAAUUAGAAUUUCUGUUUAACAAUAUUAUUUUUAAUGAGAAAUGGUUUACUGCUGAGCGCUUGUUUAAUCUUGUAUCAUUAUCUGAAGCAGAUGGAUUUUCAAAAGCGUUAACAAAUAUAGAAGAUAUUAAAUCUUGUUAUAGUAAAGUGUGUAAUAUAAACUAUGUAGACACAGGUCCAUUUGUUGUGUUUAGAAAGUGGCAAGAACCUAUACUCCCGCGUGAUUGGAUAUAUCUGCCCAUACUUUCUCUGUAUAGUAAGAGUCAAGAAAAGCCUGAGCCUACAGUUGUUGGUGAACAUGCGAAGAAGGUUGCACAAAAAAUAGCCACAGAAAAAGAGAUUAUCAUCAGAAGCAGUCUAGAAUGGAUACUCUUCAAUGAAUUGUGCUUCCCUGAUCUAUUAAAUGACAUAGAUCUGACCGACAGAUUCUGCCGUCUAAUGUGUGUAUUUUUAUGCGAUAAUUCAUUAUUUUUAGACGCGAAAAUCAAAUUAUUGCUAACAAAAUGUACACAGAUACUGUUCAAAAAGGGUUCAAAGUUUAAUUUUGAUAAGGAACUGAUGGGGUUGAAUAAUUUUCAAGAUUUUUAUACCCAAUUCUUGGAACAGUUUCAGUCUGUGAGCUAUGGUGAUCACACAUUUGCUGCUUGUGUGCUAGUCCCACUAGCGCAGCAGCAUAAUGUGAAAUGGAGAAAACUUUUAUGGUCAGAAUAUGCUGGUUGUUUGAGGGCACUCGACUGCCCCGACAAAAUGCUUUGUUAUGGUAUAGAUGCCUAUCUUUACCCUGAAGAAACUGAUGAAUCAGUGAUUAAGUCGUACUUUAGAGCUUUAUCUAGCAGCUUGUUACGAACCGGUACGAUCGCGUAUAAAAUUGCACAUCAUCAUGUAGAAUGUUAUAAGAAAAGAAAAGAGAUAAAUAAAUGAUUUGCUACAUA
Colias croceus (clouded yellow) is the source of this 3890-nucleotide messenger RNA. RefSeq names its product RNA polymerase II-associated protein 1. Gene Ontology annotation, biological process: transcription by RNA polymerase II. The coding region runs from base 247 to 3879 and encodes 1210 amino acids. Lineage: Eukaryota; Metazoa; Arthropoda; Insecta; Lepidoptera; Pieridae. The record is from RefSeq and is a predicted model, not a curated record. Gene Ontology annotation, cellular component: nucleus. The transcript has a single exon.